This is a messenger RNA of Quercus robur (English oak), 2334 nucleotides long. Its product is annotated as L-type lectin-domain containing receptor kinase IX.1-like. Lineage: Eukaryota; Viridiplantae; Streptophyta; Magnoliopsida; Fagales; Fagaceae. The transcript has a single exon. The coding region runs from base 101 to 2137 and encodes 678 amino acids. Gene Ontology annotation, cellular component: plasma membrane. Gene Ontology annotation, biological process: protein phosphorylation. Gene Ontology annotation, molecular function: protein kinase activity; carbohydrate binding; ATP binding. The record is from RefSeq and is a predicted model, not a curated record.
UGACCUUGUUCUUAGAAGACUCUAUACAUAUGCACGUUACUUUGAUUUAUAGUACAACUGCAAUAUCUAUCCCAACCACACUUCAAAGUUUCAUUAACAGAUGUUUUCAACUAAGGUUUCAAUCAUGGCUGUUUACAACCUCACGAUCAAACAUUUUCGAUUUCGACAGCUUUCCAUCCUCUUUUCUCUAUUUAUGUUCACCAAUUUCUUCUCUGUACUAACCCCAUUUACAUUUGCAAGUGCCUUGUCCUUCAACUUUCCUAGUUUUAGUUUUUCAGACCUUAACAUAUCAUAUGAACAGAACGCUUACGCUGAUGAACACGAAGUCAUUCAACUCACGGGCAACGUGGCAUGGCAGGUGGGUCGAGCCACGUAUUUCAGACCCAUGCACCUGUGGGACAAGAACUCUAGAAAACUCACAGAUUUCGCUACGCAUUUUUCCUUUGUCAUUGAUUCGCAGAAUCAAAAUUACUAUGCAGACGGGAUGGCCUUCUUCCUCGCACCUAACGGUUCCAAAACACCUACAGGUACCAAAGGUGGCUAUCUGGGUCUCUUUGACCUAAACUCAACGAGUAAUCGUUUUGUUGCGGUGGAGUUCGAUAUUAUGAGCAAUGAAUGGGAUCCGCCUGAGGUACAUGUAGGUAUUGAUAUCAACUCUAUGAAAUCUUUUGCUAAUGCGUCAUGGUUGAGUAAUAUUACUAUUAUGGAGGGGAAAAUAAAUGAAGCUUGGAUUAGUUACAAUUCUAGCUCAUAUAAUUUGAGUGUUGUCUUCACUGGUUUUAAAAACAAUGUUGUUGUAAAUCAGUCACUUUCUUAUACUGUUGACUUGAGAAUCCACCUACCUGAAUGGGUCACUUUUGGAUUCUCAGCCGCAACAGGCUAUAAUUAUGCUAUACAUACUAUUCAUUCUUGGAAUUUUAGUUCAAGUUUGGAAAUUGACAAUAACAAUACCGACCCAAAUGGCCCCAAUCCAGUCCUCCCAAGCUCUAGGCUCAUCAGAACAUGGAAAUUGCCCGUGUUCGUCAUUGUUGGUGUAUUUAUUUUGGUUGGUGGGUUGGCCACAGUUCUAUUUGCCUUGUGGAAGAGAAAACGGAGGGGUAAUGAAGAUGAUGAUGCCCUUGAUGAAGAAUUUAAAAGGGAAGUCGGACCUAGGAGGUUUUCGUAUGAUGAAUUGGCUCGUGCGACAAACGAUUUCAACAGCAAAGAAAAGCUUGGCCAAGGAGGAUUUGGUGAGGUUUAUAAGGGAUUUUUAAGGACCUUAGACUCUAUUGUUGCUAUCAAAAGGGUAUUAGAAGGGUCUAAACAGGGCAUAGGGGAGUAUGUAUCUGAAGUAAAAAUUAUCGGUCAAUUGAGACAUAAGAAUUUAGUGCAACUCAUUGGAUGGUGUCAUGAAAAAAGUAAAGGACAACUAUUACUCGUUUAUGAUUUCAUGCCCAAUGGAAGUUUAGAUUCACAUCUUUUUAGAGAAGAUACCUUAUUGGUAUGGGAAGUGAGGUACAAAAUUGUACAAGACUUGGCCUCAGCCUUGCUUUACUUGCAUGAAGAAUGGGAAAGUUGUGUGUUGCAUAGGGACAUAAAAUCAAGUAAUAUUAUGCUUGAUUCAAAUUUCAAUGCCAAACUUGGGGAUUUUGGAUUAGCUAGGCUUGUGGACCAUGCUAGGGGAUCACUAACUACUAAUUUGGCAGGUACCCAGGGCUAUAUGGACCCAAGAUGUGUCAUAACCCGAAAGGCAAAUAAAGAAUCAGAUAUCUAUAGUUUCGGAAUUGUUGCAUUGGAGUUAGCUUGUGGAAGAAAACCAGUCAUACACGAGGCCCCAGAAGAUCAAAUAGUCAUGUUGGAGUGGGUUCGGGAGCUCCAUGGAAGAGGAGAAGUACUUCUUAAUGCGGCUGACCAAAGGUUGGGUGGAAAUUUUGAUGAACAACAAAUGAAGUGUUUGUUGAAUGUAGGGCUUUGGUGUGCUCACUCUGAAUAUGAUCGUAGGCCUUCAAUAAGGGAAGCAAUUCAAGUGCUCAAUUUUGAAGCUCCAUUGCCUCUUCUUCAAUUAGAUACCCCUCUGUCAUUAUAUCGUACUCCAACAGUGAAUGAAGCUACAACUUUGCUUUCAACCUCUAGUGGUGCUACUAAUUCUACAAAAUGACAUCACCAAUUCUUUGUAGUUUAAAGCACACUUUGUUGCUUAUCCACCUACAUUGCUUUUUUUUUUUUUUUUGUUUGUUACAAGUUAAACUUGUUUUUAUUGAACUUAAGUAAGAGUGUUAUAUGUUGAGUGAGUGCAGAAUAAAUGUAAGGUGUUUAUUUUAAAUUGUGUAAUAAAUGAAAUUGAUUUUAGAGUUA